Molecule: messenger RNA, 2460 nt
Organism: Aphanomyces astaci
Lineage: Eukaryota; Oomycota; Saprolegniomycetes; Saprolegniales; Verrucalvaceae
Exons: 8
Coding region: 1-2460 (819 amino acids)
Biological process (GO): mitotic cell cycle; establishment of meiotic spindle localization; spindle organization
Cellular component (GO): spindle pole
Molecular function (GO): protein binding
Source: RefSeq, a predicted model, not a curated record
AUGUCCAAGAGCAAGCUCGACAUCCAACGCAAAUACGCCGAUCAUUUUCGCUUGUUGGGGUUUGACUUACCGGUGGACGCCAACAUCUCCAAGUGGCAUCAGCCGGUCCUGCGCUGCGACCACGAGCUUUGCCUCCUCACUCUGGCCGAUGUCCUCCGGGACACGAUCGACACGACGUUGGAUCUCGUGCCGUCUUUGUCAUGCACGUUGUACCUGUAUGACCGACGCAGUCGCAUGCUCAACACCAACGCCUCGUCCAGUUCCAAGCGGCAACUUGACGUCAAGUUUGCACCGGGCAUGGGCAUUGUCGGGCGGUGCUUUUCGCGGAAAAUUCCCGUGCAUUUGGAAAAACCUGGAGUGAACUCGUUGUUUGAACCCAAAUCCGACGGCAGGAUCAACAAAACCGCCGAGAGCAUGCUGUGCAUCCCACUGGUGGUGCAAGACAAGGCCAUCGGUCUCUUCCAGCUCGUGAAUCGCGUGGUGGAUAAAAAAGACAAGUUGCGCGACCUGGAUCGGUACAUGGAAGGGUUUGACAACUUGCACUUUAACGUGGCCGAACACUUGGGCGAAUCCACCAAUGAAAACGCGUUUCACGGGCGCGACAUUUCAACUUUGACGGAAUACGCGUCCCUCGUGGCCGAGUGCAUUGCCCAAGCUCUGUAUCGCGACGAAGCUAUGGAUCCCACAAAAGAUCACGGCAACAGCGCCAUGGAUUUACUCAACAUGCUCAAUGGCAAACUCACCACCAGCCAUCAAGUCGACAUCCCUGACCUAGCUCCCGAGCGGAAAAUGUCGUCCGUACAGGACCCCGCUGGUCGGCGGCCGUCGAAAUCCCCCCCCAAGUCGCGACUCGCCACCAAAGCACGAGGGGUGAUUGCCCUUCCAAGGUCCCCCACCAACAUGAAGGAGCGACUGGUGCAGGCCGCUAUCAAAUGCCAAGCAUGGGGGCGGGGCUGGCUCGUGCGGCGGCGCCACCCGCUGGCGCGACUACGCCUGGAGCGCACUGCACGUCGUGAAAUUCAACGCGUUAGAGUUUUGAAAAUUCAAAAGACAUUUCGAGGGACCCUCGGGCGAAAAAGGGUGAAACGAAUGCGCACUGCGCGCGUCCUCAUCUCGAAUGCCGUGUUCCAUUAUGCGCAGCGCAAGCAUGAUGGUACCGCCAAGAAGAUCGUCGGGUCCCCUCGCACGCGCAAGCUGUGGGUGCAGACGUCCACGACACUACUGGAUGAACGCACCAAACUCAAGAACAAAAAGGUCACCAACAUCCAAAAGGUGUUUCGUGGCCACAAAGCCCGGGCCGAAGUGAAAGACCAGUUUGGUGUGUCCAACCCUGCCAAAGUAUACCGGUGUUUUGUCAAGUUGCAGGCGCGGUUCAAAGGACGAUUGCUACGAAAGCUCAUUCAAAAGCACACGGUGUUGCAGCACAAGGCGACCAAGACCACCAUCUCUGCGUUCGCCGUGAAAUGCCAUCAUGCGGAGCCCCAAUUGCAGUCCAAAUCGUAUCCACGAUGUCACACUGGCGUGAACCCAUACCUCGUCGCCAAGCGAGGCCAACUUGCAGAUGUUGGCCCCCUGUUCGACGCGUUGCGGCUUCAACAGCAACAUCCCACAAGGCACCAUCCCCCGUUACGCCUUCCAACCGUUCGAAAGCCACAGCACCAAUCCAACGACAACGAGACGACCUUGUCGUUAGGUGGCGUCGACGCCCGACGGCUCGUGGCCGCACACGCCCUGGCGACUAACACCCCCCUUCCCCACCUGGUUCGGCGCAGUCCAGCCAAGUCCCCCGACCAGCCGCCACCGUCUAGAAAUGCCUGUCACUUUGAUCUGGAGCAGCCUCGUCAAAACUACUCGGCAGUACCACGGGCCUGCAUGAAGGGUCCUGCAUCCUCGUCCCCAACAACCAACCAAGACAACACCGUUUACUCUAUCCAGCAGUACCCACAAUACCGAACGACGGCGUAUGCUGUUGCUGUGGGGGCGCCCACCCCCCCUGCACCCCCUUUGCGGUCCCGCCAGCCGCCCCCGCAUCGUCCGUUCAUGUGUCUUGUGCAGCGCACCGAAGACGCAAAGCGCGAAGGCAUUCGGAAGGCGCUGGAAGAACUCAAGUCAUACUACCGCAGUCGCGUCGUGCCCGGACCUGUGAACCGGCGCAAGUCCAUCAAGGAGGUCAUGGACGAGUGCACGUCGCUGGCGUCCAGUCGGUCCGUUUCGAUCCUUGUGCACCGCGUCAAGAUAGCGCCAGGUGUCGACUUCAGCGCGACGCUGCUUGGCCCAGAGAUCGUCGAAGAGCCCGUGAGUGAAAUGGACUCGGUCGACAGCCUCGCGCUGGAGUAUCGACCUGUCACACCCAUGUUGGACGCGAUUCAACUCGUUCCCCCUGAGCCCCACUUCAUCGACAUUCCCACCGUUUCCAGAUUAGAUACCAUCUUUGUUGACAGCAAUGACGGUCCUUCAUGA